Molecule: messenger RNA, 717 nt
Organism: Linderina pennispora
Lineage: Eukaryota; Fungi; Kickxellomycota; Kickxellomycetes; Kickxellales; Kickxellaceae
Exons: 1
Coding region: 1-717 (238 amino acids)
Biological process (GO): long-chain fatty acid biosynthetic process
Cellular component (GO): fatty acid synthase complex
Molecular function (GO): fatty acid synthase activity; enoyl-[acyl-carrier-protein] reductase (NADH) activity
Source: RefSeq, a predicted model, not a curated record
AUGUCGGAUUUUGGAGAACAUGUCCAUCUUCUGGCCACUCGAGCUGCACUGGCUCUCAGAGAGCUGAACGACAUGAUAUUCUCAAAACCGGUAGCUAGCCAGAUGCCGAUAAUCAUAGCAAACAAGGACCAUAUCAUAAAGCGGCUCAACGAAGACUUUACGCGGCCAUGGUUUGGCAAGAAGUCUGACAGUCGAGUGGUCGAUCUGGAGGAGAUGACGUACCUGGAAGUACUCAACCGACUCGUGGAGCUCAUGUACAAUGCAGACAAGUCCAGGUGGUUGGAUGUGUCGUAUGGAAGGCUGUUUGGGGAAUUCAUUUUGAGGAUGGAGGACCGAGUAUCUGGAUCAGAUCUCGCCCGGGCAUUUCAAUGGACCUCGCAACUUUUGGAUCCAAUUGAAGUCGUUCAUUUGUUGGAUGAGACGUAUCCAGAGAUAAGCCGCACCCUUAUUGCGCUUGAGGAUGUUCAGUAUCUGGUCUGGCUUUGCAAGCGCUCUGGGACCAAGCCAGUCCCCUUCGUUCCUAUCCUUGACGCUGACUUGCAUGUCUGGAUGAUGAAGGACAUAUAUUCGCAGUAUGAAGAUUUAGAUUCAGUCGUUGAUAGAGAUGUCCAGCGCACAAUUAUUUCCUUGGAUUCUGUAUCUGCAAAAUGUUGGAAGGUCACGAGUUUCAGCGAGUGGUUUGGGCUGAGUCAGCCAGACAAUUAUUGUAUUGUAUAA